GUUUGAAUGGUGGUCGUAACCCCUUUGAAGGCCGUGUGGAGAUCCUGACAGAGGUCAACGGUACGAUGAAGUGGGGCACAGUGUGCGGCGAGCAUUGGAGACUGACCGAGGCUAUGGUCGUGUGUCGACAACUGGGGAAAGGCUUUGCCAACCAUGCACUGCAGGAAACCUGGUACUGGCAGACUGACCAUACCACAGACAACGUUGUCCUCAGUGGGACCUCCUGCUCUGGAACAGAGCUGUCGAUCUUGCAGUGUUCGCAUCACCGUGACUAUGUCGAGUGCUCGCGAGGUGGGGGGCGUUUUGCUGCUGGAGUCAUCUGUGCCGAGUCUCUUCCUGACCUUGUCCUGGAUGCCCAACUUGCCCAGGAGUCUGCCUACCUGGAGGAUCGGCCCCUCCACAUGCUGUACUGUGCCCAUGAGGAAGGCUGCCUUUCGAAGUCAGCGGACUCUAUGACCUGGCCGCACGGUCAUCGCCGGCUGCUCCGUUUCUCGUCACGGAUACUCAACAUCGGACGGUCAGACUUCAGGCCCAGGGCGGGGCGACAUGCCUGGGUCUGGCACAGCUGCCACGCACACUACCACAGCAUGGAGGUCUUCACUCACUAUGAUCUCUUGACCCUGAACGGCAGCAAAGUUGCAGAAGGGCAUAAAGCAAGCUUCUGUCUGGAAGACUCAGACUGUGAAAGAGGCAUCUACAAGCGAUAUGCCUGCGCCAACUUUGGGGAGCAAGGUGUUACUGUGGGCUGCUGGGAUCUCUACCGCCAUGACAUUGACUGUCAGUGGAUAGAUAUUACUGACGUUAAGCCAGGAAACUAUGUCUUUCAGGUCCACAUCAAUCCCAAUGCAGAGGUGGCUGAGUCGGAUUUCUCAAACAACAUGGUGAGGUGCCGAUGUAGAUAUGAUGGCUUCCGGAUCUGGAUGUAUGGGUGCCACACAGGUGAUGCCUUCAGCGCUGCAAUUGAAGACCAGUUUGAGCAUCAGCUGGCCUUGUCCAACAAUGUGUCCUAAGGGUGGAAACAUCACUUAUAAUACCAGGCAAUACCUCGGACCUCCUGCUCUGGAUCUGUACCCUGGUCUCGUUCAGGAUCGGACUUGGACUAUCACAUGAGGGAAGGGUUUUACAAACCAGCCCGCUGAACGGGACUCUGGAGUACAAUCCCAUCAUGCACUAGGAACUUGUGGUCAUGUCCCGAUAUAACUAGGUGCUUGAGGGCCCCCUUGAUUUUUAGCACCAGGCGAAGGAAAUGAGUGAUAGCAAAUCGAACAUCGGUCCACCCCUUCCCGUUUUUCUUCGCCCGAUGAGAAAAGUUAAUCGUAAGCCCCUUUGUGUGUGUGGUUUAUUUUUCUUUUGUUUUCAAAUUUUGAUCAAAGCUGAUCUCAUAAUGACAAUACUUGUACAUUGAAAUAUUGGAGGAUAUUUUUUGAAAGAUCUAUAUAAAUAUAUAAUAAUAAACAAAAGGGAAUGUACGUGGUGUUCCAUCUGUUAUAAUCUUAACUCUCUUUGGGCUCUGUUUACUCUUUGCUGUAUUGAGUGAUGUGAUGCUGUUGUCUGGAAAACUGAAGUCACAAGGUUAACGGAGUUAAAUUCCUGGUAAUACAGUCACUGUUGCAUAAAAGGGGAUAUUUAGACACAUGCUGUUUCUCCACCAUUCUGGAUGGCAAUGUAUAAUUGCUAGUGCUCUCACACAAGUGUUACAGUAACCCAUUGUGUCUGUACUAGCUCUACAAAUGAUCAUCAUUCCCCAGUGCCUGUCUCCUGUCUUUUCCCCAUAACCUUCCACACUACUUCAGUCCAAAUAAUUAUCCAGUGCCCUCUUGAAUGCCUCAACUGAACCUGUCUCCACCAUUCUGUUCUAUUUUGUUGUCCUCUAUGUAUACUGAGAGGACAGUUUAGCUCAGACAGCUAAUGUGUGAUUCAGAUUAAUGCCACUAAUGUGGGUUCAGUUCCUUUCUCUGCCCUGAGAGUGGAAGGCAGAAGCAAACCGCCACUGACUGAAAACUGCCCAUCAAACAGGAGGAGAUCUACCAGGAUGUUGUCUGGGAUAGAGCACUUUAGCUAUGGAGGGAGGCUACAUCAGCUCAGCUUGUUUUCUUCGGAACAGAGAAGGCUGAAGGGGGUCCUAAUUUGAGGUGUGUAAGAUAUAAGACAGUCGAUAGAAAGCAGCCGUUCCCUUUAGUUGAAGGGUCAGUAACAAGGGGGCAUCAUCUUAAGGCGAAAGGCAGAAAGUUUAGAGGGGAUUUGAGGAAAAGCAUUUUCACCCAGAGGGUGAUGGGAAUGUACUUCCUGGGAUGGUAUUUGAGGCAGGAAACCUCACAACCUUUAACAAGUACUUGAACACCCAAAAUGUCACAACAUCAUUCAAUGCUAUGGGCCUAGUACUGGAAUAUGAGGUUUUUUUUGUUGAUGCUUUCUUUUGUUGGUGCAGACUUGAUGGGCCAAAGGGCCUCCUCUGUACUAUACGAGUCUAUGGUGAAACCACUCGGGAUGAAGCAGCAACAACAAUGGAACAUGCUUCAGGUAAAGCAUGUGUGCUGUGUGUAGUGACUGCUCAGCUAUCUCCUCAUGCACUUUGACCUUCAGCUGUUUUUACAUAGCACACCAUGCUCAGCAGGAAGUGUAAUUCCACCCUGUUUAUCAGUUUAGGUUUUCACUGCUUCAAAGACAAUGUGAACGUGCAAACUAGACAGUGAUCUCCAGUGACCCUGCUCUAAAUACACAGGGGUCUUGAAGUUCUUGACGAGUCGGUCAUGAGUGGGUUAAUGCAGUCAUUUCAAAUUGCUGUUUUAACACGUGUCAGAUAACACCUUUGUUAAAACGAUGGAUAAUGGGAUUGUUCUCAUUCUUUGGCAUAUAGGCAUGGCUGGCACUGAUCAAGCAAACGCACUGUUAUCAGCUACACGCCUGUAGAUAUGUAGUCACAUAAUAGCAGACUCCCUGCUCUGAAGGGCACCAGUGAACAUGAUGCGUUUUUAACAGCGAUUGUAGAAUCACUACAGCGUGGAAGCAGGCCAUUUGGCCCAUCAAGUCCACACCAACACUCGAAAGUGUCCCACCCAGACCCCACAUUCUACCCAAUCCCCGUGACCCUGCAUUUACCACGGCUAAUCCACCUAAGCGGCACAUCAUUGGGCCACGGGAGGAAGCGGGAGCACCCAGAAGAAAUCCACACAGACACAUGGAGA
Rhincodon typus (whale shark) is the source of this 3185-nucleotide messenger RNA. Its product is annotated as lysyl oxidase homolog 4-like. NCBI's taxonomy places the organism in Eukaryota, Metazoa, Chordata, Chondrichthyes, Orectolobiformes, Rhincodontidae. The record is from RefSeq and is a predicted model, not a curated record. Gene Ontology annotation, biological process: peptidyl-lysine oxidation. Gene Ontology annotation, cellular component: membrane. The coding region runs from base 66 to 1010 and encodes 314 amino acids. The transcript is spliced from 7 exons. Gene Ontology annotation, molecular function: copper ion binding; protein-lysine 6-oxidase activity.